AUGCCCGUUUCCAAUAAACUAAAAGCUUUUGCUGCUGCUCUCUUUAUAGUGCAAGCUUUUUCAGUCUUUGGUGUUCCAAGAGGGCAACUCCAAGUUGGCUUCUACUCACAAACAUGCCCUGCUGCUGAAUCUAUUGUACGAAUUGCUGUUCAAAAUGCCUUUUCUAAUGAUCAGCAAAUUGCUGCAAGAUUGCUCCGGCUCUUCUUUCAUGACUGUUUUGUUGAGGGAUGUGAUGGAUCAAUUUUGCUGGAUAAUGGCAGUGAUGGUGAGAGGAGUGCAAGAGGCAACGCAGGCCUUGCAGGGUUUGAAGUAAUAGAAAAUGUCAAAACACAAUUGGAAGCCACUUGUCCCGGAUUGGUUUCUUGUGCAGACAUUGUAGCUUUAGCUGCUCGGGAUGCCGUUGUCUUGAGUGAUGGGCCUCCUUAUGAGGUUCCAACCGGGCGGAGAGAUGGCCGUGUUUCAAGUAUUUCACUUGCUGCUAACUUGCCAGAUGUUGAUGACUCAAUCGAGCUUCUCAAAUCUAAGUUCAGAGAGAAGGGUCUUACAGAUCAUGACCUUGUCCUGCUCAGUGGUGGUAAGGGUGACUCUGAUCCGGCAAUCAAUUCUCAACUCCUGCCACAACUUCAAGCCAAGUGUCCAUCCAAUGGAGAUGUCGAUGUCCGGCUACCACUUGACUGGACCUCCGAAUUCAAAUUUGAUGAUCAAAUCUUCCGCAACAUAAAAAAUGGGUUUGCUGUGAUAGCAUCUGAUGCUAGGCUCUGUGACGAUAAAAACACCAAUAAGAUCCUCGACUCCUAUAUUAGCUUCGCCCGUUCUAGCAAUAUUGGACCGUCUUUUAAAGCAGAUUUUGCUGAAGCAAUGGUGAGGAUGGGGAAUAUUGGUGUUAAAACAGGUUCAGAAGGAGAGAUAAGACAAGUUUGCAUUUCCAUUAAUUAG
Messenger RNA from Dovyalis caffra, 936 nucleotides. Lineage: Eukaryota; Viridiplantae; Streptophyta; Magnoliopsida; Malpighiales; Salicaceae. The record is from the annotation of a GenBank genome assembly.